AUGGCCAGAGAAGUGGACAAUCAUUUGGCUUCGGCUGCUAUUUAUCCAAUUGAUGUCAACUAUACUAUUGCUCUCAAAUCUAUUGAUGGCAUUCACGACGACUAUAGGAAUAAGUCAUUCAAACUGAUGCAAUGGAGUCCUAAACAAAACUCGUCGGACUUUCCCAUGGAUUACGUCUCACCGACUGAUCUGUUGAUUGUAAAAGACUCGUAUGAGUUGUGGUCUUUGGAUUUGGAAAGUCAUUUGCAAUAUAUGGUCGACGUUGUGGUGAAUAAAGGCUUUUUGAUGGCUAUAUUUCGAAAGAUUACUUUUACGCCAAAUAAUCCAAAAGUGGAUCAAAUAAUUGAGAUUAAAUCCGAUUGUAAGCAAUGGUUUGAUAAAUUGAAACAAAAACUGGAGGACAAUAUGUCUGAAGACACGAUUGCGGACAAUGUUUGGUUGAUCGCAAACGACGGCGACAGCAACGGUGUUGUGGGACUUGUUAAUUGUCUUCGUCUGGAACCGGGAGGCGAUCGAAUCCGCUGUAUAUUUGAUUGCAAUCAUCUCUUCAAUCAAAUUGACUUUAAUUCCAAACCUUUUUCACAAAUUUUGAGCAACGAUUUGGCGAUUAAUGUCCUCCGAAACGGACAGUUAGGCACUUAUAGACACUUAACUUUGCCUAAGAAUUACGACAAGACUCUGUCCAACGAAUACUAUUUAAAUAUCGGCCAAAAUCGGGACAUAUCUAGCCUUCAGUGGUUUGAUAAGAGGAAUAUGAGUGAUAAGAUAGAGGGAUAUAAUUUGGACAAUAAACCAGUAAAGUAUGUGAAGUGCAAUAUUUAUAGCUCUGGUAUCAACUUUCGCGAUGUUAUGUUUGCAACCGGUCGGAUAACUUCGGGUCCGUUGAGUCUAAUUAUUGACUGUUUGAUUGGCUUUGAAUUUGCGGGCCGUUUGAAAGAGACCGGAGAAAGGGUUUGCGGGUUUGAUAUGAGUCGUUGUUUUGCCUCAAGUAUUAAUGCUAUGAAUACAAUGGUAUCAAAAAUACCCAACAACUGGUCGAUGGACGACGCGGUCACUAUUCUCUCCACUUAUAGCACUGUAUGGUAUGGACUCAUAGAGAGGGCUAUAUUGAGACAAAACGAAAAAGUGUUAAUACAUUCUGCGGCCGGAGGUGUGGGUCAGGCGGCUGUCAAUAUUUGCAAGUAUUAUAACUGCGAUAUCUUCGUUACGGUCGGCACUGAAGAUAAGAAAAAGUUUUUGAUGAAUGAAUACAAUAUCCCGGAGAACAGAAUAUUCAGUUCGAGAGAUAUUCAGUUUAAGUACAAAAUUAAAUCACUAACGGAUGGAAAGGGAGUCGAUAUUGUCCUCAACUCUCUGACCGGCGAUAAACUGGAGGCCAGUUAUGAAUGCGUUGCCGAUUGCGGCCGCUUUGUAGAGAUCGGCAAAUAUGACCUCCAAAUGAACAAACAGUUGGGAAUGUUUGCUUUCUUGAGAGACAUCUCAUUCAUCGGCGUAUCUGUUGAUCAAAAAUUGUUUCUAUCGGAGGGUUAUAUACAAAAGUGGUGGCAAUGGAUGCACGAGAACUCCAAUAACGGAAUGAUUAAACCAAUCAAUAGAACCGUAUAUAAAGCCGAAGACGUGGAGAAAGCGUUUAGAUAUAUGACAACCGGUAAACACAUCGGAAAGAUUGUCAUCAGAAUCAGAGACGAAGAGCCAAAGGAUACAAAAGUUUUCAAUCCUUCUGCUGUUCUCUCGUCGACUGUUAAAACAUAUUUCGAUUCAAACAAAAGCUAUAUAAUAACGGGUGGUUUGGGAGGCUUUGGGCUAGAGUUGGCUCAUUGGAUGAUAGCAUUGGGGGCCAGAAAUCUGGUGCUGACGUCAAGAUAUGGAGUCAAAAGUGAUUAUCAAAAGUUUGUGUUUAAGAGAAUUGAAUCGUUGAGCGAUAGGUUUAAAACGUUUGGCACAAACAUUACUGUUUGGACCAAAAGUACCGAAUCUCUCGAAAACACAAAACUUUUGCUUAAAGAGGCCAACAAUUUGGCCCCAAUUGCAGGCAUUUUUCACUUAUCAGUAGUGAUUAACGAUUGUCUGUAUAGUAAUCAUAACAUCGAUGAAUAUAUCGAGACAAUUGACUCCAAGACUAAAACAUUUGUAAAUUUGGAUCAAAUCACUCGAGAAUUGGCCAUAGAUUUAGACUAUUUUGUAGUCUUUUCAUCUGUAAGUUGUGGUAAAGGAAACGCCGGGCAAUCAAACUAUGGUUUUGCGAAUUCUGUUUGUGAACGCAUUUGUGAGUCCAGACGAAGAGAUGGUUUACACGGUUUAGCCAUUCAAUGGGGACCUAUCGGUGAUGUGGGAGUACUGGCGGACACCGAUAUUGUCAGUCCAUUGGCCGGAAUUGUGAAACAACGGAUCAAUUCUUGUUUAGAUAUUUUGGAUAAAUUACUUCAAACAAAACAUUCAAUUGUGUCGUGUAUUGUGAGAGCUAAACGUCAGACUCAGUCCGGUUCUCGUGAGUCCCGAAUAGUGGCACAGAUAUGGCAGGCGUUAGGCAUCGACCCGAAGACAACUCCCGAUCACUUGACACUCGGGGAGAUCGGUAUGGAGUCUAUGUUUGCGGUUGAGUUACAGCAGGGGUUGGAAAGGGAUUACGACAUCAAAGUGUCAUUGAAUGACAUCAAGAAUGUGACCAUAAGAAUGGUUAAGGAGUUCGAAGCGGGGAAGACGUCUGAAUUGAAACUGUUUACGGAAGAGCUGCGCGACUGUCGCUCAAAGUUAAGUAAAAUCAAGUUUUUGAUACCGACUGAAAGCUAUACUCGACUCAAUGGCGCGAAGACGGGUCGACCCAUAUAUUUCUUGCCACCUCUUGAGGGCAUAUUCUCGUCGCUGGAAGCGUUGGCCGCUAUGAUUGACAGACCAGUAAUUGGUCUCAAUUGGACCAAACACUUGGAAAAAAUGUCACUCAAAGAGCUGAGCGUUUAUUAUACGAAUUUACUGAAGACUCUGCACCCGAAAGGCGAUUACGACAUCUUUGGCCACUUUUACGGCGCAUUGAUUGCCAUAAAUAUGCUGAAGAAGGCGCCGAUAGGCAAAGCUGUCAUCAUUGAUAUGUUGUCUGAGAUAAAGAUGGACGAAGAGGUGAUGACCGAUGAGUACAUAAUGGAAUUGAUUAUCGCAUUUAUUGCUAAAGAUUUACCACUAGUAGUGAGAGACAAACUCAAGAGAGACUGCAAUUUAAAGCCCGACGUGAAGUCAAAGCUCGUCAAAAUCAGUGAUGAACUCAAAGAGUUUGUGGGAAAAUCACUCGUCAGUCGAGAUUUGGAGGAAAUUCUGCUGAAUUCUCACCAAAGAGUGAAACUGUUCUCCAAUUAUAGGAUUAAUCUGAAGAAUAAGUUUUCAAAAUUGAAAGUAAAUAUCGGAAAGAAAUAUUUGGAAAUGAGUGGAAAACUAUUGAUUAUAAAGCCAUCGAAAACAUCAAACGUUGACGAAAUCAAUUUGGAUGAAAUUGAGAAGAUUAAAAACGCCUAUUUCUUGCCCGAGAAGGGAUUGGAGGGGAAACUCAACUUUCAAACCGUGGACUCAACUCAUGGCGAAAGAGAAUUCUCUCAAACGUUUGAUAAGAUCGCAGAAUCUAUUAAUGCAUUUUUGGCCAAAUGAGAGAAUUGCAACAUUUAUUAUUGCUAUACAUAUGUGUUAUUACUUUGAUUUCUUUUUUAACUUUUUACUAUAAUUAUAUAAACGAAAUAAACAAAUAUUGAAUGAAUAAGUGAAUGAGAGAGUAAGAGGGAGGGAAAGAGAGAG
This is a messenger RNA of Medioppia subpectinata, 3777 nucleotides long. NCBI's taxonomy places the organism in Eukaryota, Metazoa, Arthropoda, Arachnida, Sarcoptiformes, Oppiidae. The record is from the annotation of a GenBank genome assembly.